This is a messenger RNA of Gaeumannomyces tritici R3-111a-1, 219 nucleotides long. RefSeq lists its product as hypothetical. The record is from RefSeq and is a predicted model, not a curated record. The transcript is spliced from 2 exons. Lineage: Eukaryota; Fungi; Ascomycota; Sordariomycetes; Magnaporthales; Magnaporthaceae. Bases 1 to 219 code for a protein of 72 amino acids.
AUGGCAGCCAGCCAGCCCCUGCUAUGUCCACAAAACAUCGGGCGCUGGCAAGCAAACAGGUUGAAGAUUGAAGCAGCCCGAUCACUGGCCAUGUGGCGCGCCUAUCCCCUGUCUGUAGAGGUAGCCAGAGGACACACAGUCCAGGUUCAAGGUCCCCAACAAAAUUCUUGUAGCAGUGCAAGUGCGGGUGGCGUGGUAGUAUGCCCUGCACAUGAAUGA